AUGGCGGAAAAAGACGAGAUAGAAAACGAACUGCUCAAGGAGGACGAUUUAUCAACUAGCGAAGAUGAUCCGACCAUAAAAAACGUCCUUCGAUCGAUAGAUGCUCAUAUGGCUACUUUGGCGAACAAUAUGUCAAAUAUGAGUCAAGAAAUCCGCAAAAUAAAACAAACUCCAACCGCUACUGCCAAACGAGAUUCUCGGGCGGUGGAGUCAGCAGAGUCUUUGACUCUGAGCAGCCAGAAAAGGAGGUCGAAUGAUCAAGAAGGGAGUGAUGUUGAUCCCCUGAUCGACGACCAUCCUUCAGAGCAAGAGACCGAAUCAGCUGAAACUAAAGAUGGCGACGAGGAAGAUGCAUUCCUCACAACGUUAGCUAUGGAGUAUUCGGCUGACGAUAAAACAAGUAGUCCGGUCUCGACUCAGCUGGCUGAUAUCGUCAAUAAGAGAUGGUCGUCAAAAUUAUCGGACGACAAAUUCAAAGAGAAAAUAGCGAAAUAUGACCGACCAGAGAACUGCGAACGAUUGUUUGCUCCCAAGGUAAAUCCCGAAAUUUGGUCCCGAAUAUCAAACAUGGGCCAACGACAGGACCUUAAACUUGUCGCUAUCCAAAAAACCUUGGUGGCAGUUGGCACAGCUCUCACACAGUCUGCUCAACUGCUUAUGAAUGCCCGCCAAACUGGCGGCAUUCGGCGCCAUGAAGGCGGCGAAAACAACACCAUGAACGAAGUUCUCACACUUCAAGUGGAUGCCCUUGCUCUCCUGGGGCAUACAAAUUAUGACCUUUCACUCCGUCGUCGCGAAACGAUGAAACCCAGCUUGAAUAAAGAGUAUGCUUCAUUGUGCUCUUCCCAAACAUCGGUAACCUCGAUGUUGUUUGGCGAUGAAUUACAAAGCCAACUAAAUGCAAUUCGACCGUCGAAUCGAAUUAGCCAAACGGCCACCCAGUCCACGACUGGACAUUUUGGCAGUCACAACAAAUCGACUUUUCAACGGCAUCCAAGAAAUGAUCGUGAAAAGUCUUUUUUAUCCAAAGGCCCCAACCCGCGUUGGUCGAACAACAGAUUCCCCAGUCAUCAGAAAAAGCGGGAAGGGGGCAACAAGUUCAACAAGAAGUGACUGCCAUCGACAAGGAUAUAAUUUAUACACAUCUAUCUAAAGUUAAGGUAAACGAAUUUUUAACGUUUUUACCGGUGUUGAAGGAGCAUUUUAACAUGCAAAUAAGCCACUUUCGUGGUGGUCGUCUUGCUCAUUUUUAUCAUGAGUGGGAAAAAAUUACUUCCGAUCGAGAGAUUUUAGAUAUAGUGAGCGGCCAACGUAUAGAAUUCGACACCAUGCCGCUUCAAAACUAUCCAAGGUCACUAUCCAAGUGUACGGAAGCCGAACAGGCUGUCAUACGGGCUGAAAUUGUAAAACUACUUCACAAAGCUGUAAUUGUUCAUGUACAACAUGAACCUGGAGAAUUCAUAUCUCCAAUUUUUGUACGCCCCAAAAAGGACGGCACAAGUCGAAUGAUUUUAAAUCUGAAAGAGCUUAACCAGCAUGUAGAAUACCACCAUUUUAAAAUGGAAACACUCAUUGAUGCUAUCAGGCUUAUGACCCCUAAUUGUUUUAUGGCGUCAGUGGAUCUUAAGGACGCGUAUUAUUCGGUCCCUAUUGCCAAGCCACACCAAAAAUAUCUAAAAUUUGCAUGGGAAG
Molecule: messenger RNA, 1692 nt
Organism: Paramuricea clavata
Lineage: Eukaryota; Metazoa; Cnidaria; Anthozoa; Malacalcyonacea; Plexauridae
Source: the annotation of a GenBank genome assembly